AUGGUACUUGGAUUCAGCGAUGGUCGACAUACCAAGGUCAAUGUAGUAACUAUGAUAUCUGUGGGCCGUAUGGACUGUAAUUCGAAUGAUGUGUGUAGUUGUAUUGAGGGUUUCACACCCAAGCAUAAGACUCAAGGUUUUUGGUCAAGUGGGUGUGCUCGACGAAGACACCUGCAAUGCUCUGUCACCGGGGGCACCACCGACGGCUUUCUGGAAACCAGGAACCGAUCUUUAUCCGAAGAACGAGCUGUCUCAUGCAACGAGCCAACACCGCUAGGUUGCAGGACUGCUUGUCUCAACAAUUACUCGUGUACAGCCUUUUCUUUCGUUAGUUCCGAUCUACCAGCCUGUAGACUCUGGUUUGGGGAUUUAUUCAAAAUGCAGGUUUCACCUGACAACCAAUCCAUCUUCAUCAGGCUGGCUGCUUCUGAGCUGCCGUACUCGACAUCGGUGAGAAGCAGCGAAGCCCCUGUACUUCUUAAUUUACUUCCUUCUACCGUUGCUUUCUCUGUUGUUUUAGCUCUCCUACUGGCCGCAUUUUUUCUGUGGAAGCAUCGAAGACUACAGAAGAAAAGAGUAAAAGAGGAGGUGCCAAUCAUGCUCAAAACGUUCACUUACAAAGAGCUGCGAAUCGCAACCGAGAAUUUCAAGCAUAAGCUAGGUAGCGGAGCAUUCAGCUCUGUGUUCAAAGGAACUUUGCCAGACAGCACCCUUGUGGCCGUUAAAAGAUUAGAGGAUUGUGCGGGAGCAGAAAAGCAAUUCCGUGCGGAAAUAAACACCAUCGGGGUAAUACAGCAUGUGAAUUUGAUGAGGCUCUGCGGAUUCUGCGUUGAACGCUCUUGA
Cryptomeria japonica (Japanese cedar) is the source of this 843-nucleotide messenger RNA. Its product is annotated as G-type lectin S-receptor-like serine/threonine-protein kinase At2g19130. Gene Ontology annotation, molecular function: ATP binding; protein kinase activity. NCBI's taxonomy places the organism in Eukaryota, Viridiplantae, Streptophyta, Pinopsida, Cupressales, Cupressaceae. The coding region runs from base 1 to 843 and encodes 280 amino acids. Gene Ontology annotation, biological process: protein phosphorylation. The record is from RefSeq and is a predicted model, not a curated record. The transcript has a single exon.